AUGAAUCAGGAUGAUGAGUUUAGUGGUCCCACUUCCUCUACCAACCAAGGGCCUCUCCCAUCCAAACCUGCCCCAUUUAGGAGUGAUGGUAAACAGAGGGCUAGUGGGCUAACCAAGCAGACAGUCUACCCCAAGAAGGUCAACCACUCCGUAGUCACAUCCCUCAAAUGCAAAAAGGGCGACAAGAAGCUCUAUACCGUUGUACGUCAUGUAAAGGGAGCUUCAGACUGUCAAGAGUCGGGUGAGAGUCAGCAAUAUGCAGAUGACAUUGAGUACCUUAUGGACGGUCUAAAGGGCACAGAGAAUGUUGGAACCCGCUGUCUCAGUACGAUGGGUUUUGUAGAGAAGUGUUCAGUACCUCAAUUCAGAAUGCACAUGAGAGCGCAUGGGACCAUUGCUAAGGUCUUUGGAAAACUACAAGAUGCCGCCCAAGAUCCAUGUCUUGGACUCUGCACGGCGGGUCUGAUGUACAUGUUGAGCCGGGACCGUCUAAACAUGGACCUGGACCGUGACAGUCUGUGGCUCCUGGUCCGUCUCCUGAGUAAAGACACGGCUCAUCGGAUCCAUCAGUUAGAUCCCAGUCAACAAGCUGAGUAUAAGAAAGUCCAGGAGAAGCUCUGGGCAGUCUUCACAGAGCUUCCUAAAGCUAGCAACAGCCUGGGUGACAUCGAGACCAGUGAUCUUUCGAAUGGUCAUCUUGCCAUGGAAUCUCUGUUAUCACUAACAUCAAAACGAGCUGGAGAAUGGUUCAAGGAGGAACUGAGGUUAGCUGGAGGACUUGAACACAUAGCACAAACAGUGAUAUCAGCUGCUCUGAGCCUGAGUCCUGUAACUGGUCGUAUGGAAGGAGAGAACCUAGUCCUGUUUAAGACUAUGAAUAGAUGUCUACGUGUCCUGGAGAAUGUGACCUUCAUGAAUAAUGAGAAUCAACAGUAUCUUCUAGAACUCAAGGGAUGUGGGUUAGUCAAGGCUGUCGGAAAGGCAUUACGAAUGUGUGAGAACCAGCUUGAGUUAUGCGGAGAGCCAGAGGUUCAUGUCAUCAAGAAAUUAGACAGCUAUGGUCUACAUGCUAUCUUACAUCAGGGAUUGCUAGCAACGCUCAGAUUAUUACUCAAUAUAUCACAUGAUAACGAAUGGGGUAGUAUGAAGGUAGGAGAGCAAGAAGGUCUUAUGUUGACCACUUUACAAUGUGUCUUACAGAUGCCUCAAUAUAUCUGCAAGGAUCAACGAUUUGAUGUAUUAGUCCUGAGUCUUGGUCUGCUGAUAAACCUGGUUGAACACAGCCCCGCAAACACCAGGAAACUCAUCUCGAUGAAAACCCAAAGAUCGUUCGAUUCCCAAAGCCAAAGAAGUCAAGAGAAUUCAUCAUCGGAAGAGGGCGGGUCGGAAGCAGAGGUGGUCACUUCACUGGAAGCCUUGGUUCAGCUAUUCCUACAACGGCAGCAGGCGGCGCUCAAGGCAGAAAGCCAAUCAGAGGAAGAAAUGAUGGGGGAGGAGCCGGAGGAGUGGUCUGUUGCCCAUAGCGACCCAUUAGACUGGAUAACGAUAGAGAGGGAUUCUGGGAAGGGUAAUCAAAAUGGCCCCCAGCCGACAGAAGAAGAGAUCAAGUCGUCAGUCAGAAAAGCCCUCCAUUCUGCAGGGAAACACAUGGAAGAUAGUAUAGUUGCUUCCUACACGGCCCUCUUACUUGGAUGUUUGUUACGAGAAAACAAUUUGAAUGUUGCGAGUGUACGGGACUGCCUUCCUGAUGGUGACUUCACGUGUAUGGUGGACAUGCUGAAGAAAUUCUUGUCUUUCAUUGAAUUAACGAACGCUGCUGGAAACACUGGUAGCAAAAGUAUAUCCAAAGUAAUUGAGGUCUUGGAAUGCUUCUAGAUGACCCACACGCACACCAAAGCAGCUCCAGAAUGAACGUUAUCUCCACAGAGGAGUAUGUCACUACUAAUUGGUCUUCCAGUAACCCCAGAUAUGGUCUUGCUUUAUGAACCAAGUCCCCCUCCUUCCUCCUAAGGUACAAAGAGAGGGAGAGGGAGAGAGAAAGAAAAGGGAACCUUGCAGUUAACCUUUAAAGGUUCUCAAAGAGUUUUUAGGCUGCCUUGCAUUUGAGUGAUUGCUACGGUGAAGGGGCGUUUCUCUUACAGAGUCCGGGAGGAGGGAUGAGGAACAUGUUUAGUUUAGGAUCAAAUGACCCUAGGAUAGGAUGUUUAGCUCAAUAGGUCCUGUGGUUGCUAAGGUAACCAUCACAGGUUCUCUAAUAUGCCUUGCAUUUGGGAGAUUGUUAAGAUGAAAGGAUGUUCCUCUUUGAGAUUAUGGAAGGGGUUUAAGGAGGAACAUUGAUGUUUAUUCUAGUUAAGGAUCAAAUGACCCUCGAAUAGGAUGUUAAGCUCCAUAGGUCCUCUGGUCGUGAGAUGACCAUCACUGGUUCUCAAAGACGCUUUGCAUUUGGGAGAUUGCUAGGAUAAAGAGGUGUUUCUUUUACAGAAUAUGAGAUGAGGUGUGAGGAGCAUUGAUGAUUGGUUUGUGAUCAUAUGACCUUAGAUUAAGAUAUGAAUCUGUAGGUCCUCUGGCUAUAAGAGUCAAUAUGGUAAAUAGAAAUAAAGGUGUCUUAAUCACUACUUCAGCUGGACUGACUUAGCACUCUCUCAGCUAGGUUUAGGGGGAAGGGGUGUUGGUAAUUUUUUUUUUCUCUAACGUUUGUUGUAAGAUCAUAAGACCCUAGAUUAGGAUGUGAAGCUGUUGAGGUCCUCUGGUUGGCCGAGGACUAGUAAAAUAGUUGGUUUGGGAAGGAGAAACGAAGGUGUCUUUAAUCAGCAGUCUAGCUGGUCUAACUUUGUAUUUUCUCAGCUGUAAUGUCAAUGUUGCAAAGGGGAUGGGGUGAGUGUUUUUCUGUAAUCAAUGCGAUGUUUAAGAUCAUGUUACCCUAGGAUAGGAUGUAAAACUACAGGUCAUAAGGUUGCCUUUGAUAGGGAUUCAUUUAAUGCUAGAGCGGUUUCUCUCUCACUUGAGAGUUGGUGCAUGUAGAAGAUAUGAGGGCGUCUGCAUUUGUAGGGUCUUUGAUAGCUAUCACUUGGUGCUAUACCAGGAACAUCCACUACUUUGACGAGGUUGUGGGGUGAUCUCAAACCACCUUGUUUGUUCUUGGUGGUGUGGGGCGGGGGGAUGGUGAGUGUUUAUAUCUGCAAAGUUAUAUGCCCCACAGAUAGGACUGGGAACUAGUUAUCUUGGUCAGUAAAAUGAAUGAAUUCCUAUUUUUGGCCACAUCUGGGUACCGUUCUGAUACUACAUUCUUUGGCUUUGUAUAGGGAGCACUUGGUCUUAUUCCUGGUUGAAUUAUUGCCUUUGUUCGGGCUAGCCAAGAUACCAUUUUCCCCUAGUAUUCACUGCUUUCCGAAAGCUAAUGAUUUGUAAAAUUUGACAAUUGUGUGAUAAGGAAAUCAGACAUGUUUUGUGUCCGGACCCUUUUGCAUUAAAUUUAUUAUGGUAUCUUGAGUUUGAUUGGCUGUUGGGCUAUGUUUCCAUGGUAACUACAGUUGGAUGGCUUACAAUAACAGUAUUUUUUUGUGUAACAGGAUCCGAAACAUUGACUUGAGAAUGAAGAUAUUGCAACAGAUAUGCUUGUUGAUUAUAAAGUGCUUUGGUUUUGAAUUAUGUUCCUUAAAAGAACUUUUGUAUAGAGAUAAGUGAUUGACAUUUUGAUUUGAGAUUGAGUUGUAUAUUUUA
Messenger RNA from Lytechinus pictus (painted urchin), 3720 nucleotides. RefSeq names its product wings apart-like protein homolog. The coding region runs from base 1 to 1875 and encodes 624 amino acids. NCBI's taxonomy places the organism in Eukaryota, Metazoa, Echinodermata, Echinoidea, Temnopleuroida, Toxopneustidae. The transcript is spliced from 14 exons. The record is from RefSeq and is a predicted model, not a curated record.